This is a messenger RNA of Lymnaea stagnalis (great pond snail), 7568 nucleotides long. The record is from the annotation of a GenBank genome assembly. NCBI's taxonomy places the organism in Eukaryota, Metazoa, Mollusca, Gastropoda, Lymnaeidae.
GGCGUUAUCAUGGAUCUUAUCAAAGUAACUGUGGUUUAAAUGUUUGAUGCUACAACACUCAGCUCCAGCCAGAUGUCGUGGCGCUAGGCUGUGAUGCAUGCAGAGAACGGCUUCUCAGAAUGAGUGAUCGCUCCGAAGCGGCGCUGCUGCCGACAGCUUCGGACUGGGACACGAUCGUGGAAGCAGCGUCUCUUGCAGCUCAUGUAAGUCGGAAGGUUACGAAUCGUAAACACACCAAACACUAUUUGAUGGCCAUUCUGUGCCGAGAAAUUUAAACCAACAAGUGCUCUGCUUAGUUACAUUAGGGGUCGUUCAUAACGGAUGUCUGAAAGAGGAGGAUAUGUUCAAACGCAGACAAGUGUUGAUGGCAUACAGGAUCUUGCGGACGUCCAUUCGGUAGUAUUUUUUGUUACAUGCUGCUUAAAGCUCACUGUAUGUUCAAAGAUUUAAAUUGUGGACAUCCUCUAUAGCUGCACUGAACGUCCUUCGCUUGGAGGAUCUAUAUGAAAAAAGAAAGAUUGGUAUAAAACUAAGCAUAUUUUGGAUGAUAAAUCCCACUCAAAUCAUCACAGAUACCUAAGACCUAACAUCAGAUCAAUCAGGCCCUGAUUCAGGGCGAAUUCUUUCUCUUAAAUUUAGGACCGAAAGAUAUAUAAAUUAUUUUCUUCCACAGUAUCUCAUACUUGAGAAUAAAGCAUCGGGGCGCCACAAGGUUGCCUUCUCUCCCCUGUCCCGCAUAAAUAUAUACCAUUGAUAAUCAACACCGUUCUAAUUAGAGAACGACCGAAAGGGAUUUUCUGAUUUCGGCCGAUACCGAAAUUAGGCCGAAAGUUAAAAAUGACUUUUGGCCGAAACCGAAACCAAAGGCUUAACGAGACUUUCGGCUGAAACCGAAGCCGAAACCAAAAGCUUAAUGAUACUUUCGACCGGAGCCGAAACUGACACGAAAUUCGAUCACGCACACUUUCUGCAUACAUCGAAAAUGAUGGGGAAAUUACCAGUAUUUACAUUCUCUUUAUAAACAAUGAGAUUAUCGGGAAUAUUAAUAAAUAUUCAUCUAAUGCAAGGGUCUUAAAUUCGCGGUCCGCACUACGUUAUUUUGCGGUCCGCUAAAUACUAAAUGACAGCAAAGUUUAGUGUUAAUGAGGAUGGCGCGUUUUCCCCAUUCUCAUAAGUAUAAUGCGACCCUUCGCGAAAGUUUCAGUGGAAUGUCACCAACUAGUGUAAUUCUGAUUUUUAUUAUGUUUGCGUAUUAUAUGUUGAUUAAAAUGGUAGGAACCGUUUUUAAAAUCGGACAAAAAGUUUUUAUUUGAUAGCAUUUUAUGAGACAAACAUGACCAAAGUGCGGUUUUCAGAAAAGUUUUUAAAAGUCAGUUAGUGGGUAAUGCACAACCAUAAUUGUGUAAAUCGUAGCAAUCUGACACAGUACCAAAUAAUCACUAUUAAAAUUGCCGCUAGUGUUUACGAGUGAGGAAAAUUCCGAGCCUGUCAACUUGGUCAAUAUCAAAAUAGGAUUAAUCAAAAAGGCCUUUUCUUCGAUAAAAAAUAAUCAAAAUUCAUUCUCCCUACAAUAGCUUUUUCUUUCGCAUAAAUAAUUCAUAAUUCUGACCCGCUCCGGCCUACUGUUUGGAUACGUUUCAGUUUUCAAAGCCUUCAUGGAGAAGGAUGGGGUGGUUGUUCCUGUACUAAGUGACCCCCGAAUGGCCCAUGAAAACACUUGAACAACUAUUUGCAGACAGAUGUUAUUCUAAAACUAAACACAUUUUUGAUGAAUCAUCCCACCCUCUUCAUCACAGAUCUUUAAUUAUGGAUUUAAUAGGCAAGUUUUAUUGAAAUGUAGAGGCUGCCCGAAUAUCACGGGUCUUGGCGGAAAGCUAUUACAAAAAAAAUUAUAAUAAUAAAGAAUAGUUCGAUACAUGGGGGCACGCGAAAUUGAUGCUGGCGGGUCGCUUACAGCCCACGGGCCCUAUUUUGUGCACGCCUGUCUUAGAUGUCUUAGAUGUCUUGUGUUUCAAUUAAUAUAACUGGAAGAUGUUGUCUUGGUUUUAAAAAGUACUUAUUUAUGUGCUGAAAACGAACAUGUAGAAUGUAAUCGAUAAACAUUUAAAUUUAUUUGGUUCAAUAUAGAAUCUUAUCUUCUCUCUUUGUGAAAUAAUUAUUAGCUUAAACCACCAAGAGAACUGCAUGAGGCAAAUCACUCUUGUCAUUUGGUUGCUCUUUAUCAACACAUGCCCAAUGCGAGUUGGAAAUGUUAUCUACUUCUCAGUUAUGUUGCUCUUCAUAAUAGUUAUUGUACUUCCUGGAAUUUUGUAUAGAAUAAUGCCGAGAUGAGGAAGUUCACAAACGAAUACCCGUGCUACAUAUGACUGGUAUAUAUCACUGGUAUAUAUCCUUAGUACAGAUCCCUAGUACAUAUUCUUAGUACAUAUCCUUAGUACAUAUCCUUAGCACUUAUAUCCAUAGUACAUAUUCUUAGUACAUAACCUUAUUACAUAUCUCUAGUAUAUAUCCAUAGUACAUAUCCUUACUACAUAUCCUUAGUACAUAUCGCUAUAUAUAGAACAUAUCCUUUGUACGUAUCUCUAGUACAUAUCUUUAGUACAUAUCCCUAGUAAAUAUUCUUAGUAAAUAUCCCUAGUACAUAUCUUUAGUGCAUAUCCUUGAUACAUAUCCCAAGCACAUAUCCCUAGUACAUAUCCCUAGUGCAUAUCCAUGGUACGUAUCACAGGUAGAUAACACUAGUACAUAUGGCUAGUACAUAUCCCUAGUAUAUAUCCUUAGUAUAUACCCCUAGUACAUAUCACUGGUAUGUAUCACUGGUACAUAUCCCUAGUAUGUGUCCCUGUAUUCUUGGAGGGUACGUAAGCCCAGAGAUAAAAAGAAAUACCCAAUCAUAAAAGUCGGUAGCAAGCUUGUCUUCUCUGAGAUGCUAUUCAGAAGUCAUUAGGGAGCUUCCAACUUGUCUUCUCUGACAUGCUAUUCAGAAGUCUGUAGGGAGCUUCCAACUUGUCUUCUCUGACAUGCUAUUCAGAAGUCAUUAGGGAGCUUCCAACUUGUCUUCUCUGACAUGCUAUUUAGAAGUAUGUAGAGAGCUUCCAACUUGUCUUCUCUGACAUGCUGUUCAGAAGUCUGAAGGGAGCUUUCUACUUGUCUUCUUUGACAUGCUAUUCAGACGCACAAUACAGUGAGCGAAAUAAAAGGAAAUCAAUGUAUCAGACUACAUUAAACAAAAUAAAAUCAUUCUAUUGAUAGUGUAUUGGUAAUACAUGAAAUCAAUAGGUACCUUCCAAAUUUGAUCUCUGUAUGAAAUGACACAGUGCACUGUUUACCAGGACAUGCAAUAUAAAUGCUGUAUGCAAUAAACUAAUUUCUUUCUUCCUGGCAGUGGUAGACUGAAGUACAGAUUGCCGUAGCGCCCCGGAACAAAAAUCUUUAAUUAGGGCUUUAAUAGGCAAGUUUUAUUGCAAUGUAGAGGCGUCCCCAAUAUCAUGGGUCUUGGCGGAACUCCGGAAAUUUGUGGGGUGUCCUGGCAUCGCAGUCCACCCCUGCUUCCCGUGAUGAACUAGUAUACAAAUAUUAUUUUAAUUGACGUUCUUAAAUGAUCAUCAAAAGUUUGACACAAUGGAUGUUCUUAAUUUAUCAUCAAAACUUUGAAACCAUGAAAAUCAUGGAGGUUUGAAUAGUUUGAGUUUCUGUUUUUCAAUGAUGACAAUAUCCACUCCAUAGUUGGUCAUGAUCACUCCAUAGUUGGUCAUGAUCACUCCAUAGUUGGUCAUGAUCACUCCAUAGUUGGUCAUGAUCACUCCAUAGUUGAUCAUGAUCACUCCAUAGUUGGUCAUAAUCACUCCAUAGUUGUUCAUGAUCACUCCAUAGUUGAUCAUGCUUAGGGAGAUAAGUCAAUAAAAAUUAUUAUCGCAUUGAUAGAAAAUAUGAGACUCUUUGAGACUCUAUAUGAGACUCCCUACAUGAGACUCUAAAUAUUUCUUUAUAGUAAAAGAAACUAGGUUUUCUUGAGCUUUGCUGGAACAUUUCUUGAAAUUUUCUUGAACAUUACUUGAGCUUUUCUAGAACAUUUCUUGAACUUUUCUUUAAUAUUACUUGAGCUUUUUUAGAACAUUUUUUGAACUUUUCUAGACCAUUUCUUGAACUUUUCUUGAAUAUUAAUUCAGCUUUUUAUUAUUGUUUUUUUAAAUCUGUUUUGAUAAUAAUAUUACUGCAUUUGUAAGUUUGCGAAUGAUAUGAAUUCAAAUAGGAAAUGAAAAUAAUUUUAUGUCAUCAAAGAUUUUGAUAAUUUUUCCAAUUGUUUACGCGUCUCGGUCCAAUUAAGUUCAGGUCCAACCAUGUUUAAAAAUUGUGUUUUCUUUUCUAUUCACGCUAUUAAUAUUUUACCUUUCCAUGGACAUCAUUGAGACGACAAAUCUGUUCCUUCCAAUGUUCCAUGGACAUCAUUGAGACGACAGAUCUGUUCCUUCCAAUGUUCCAUGGACAUCAUUGAGACAACAGAUCUGUUCCUUACAAUGUUCGUUUGUUUUAAAAAGUAAUUUCAAAAUACAUUUUUCCUGAAACACAAAUCUUAUUAUUUUUCCCCAAUACCAGGAAACAAGACACGAUUGUACGGAACCAAACCAUAGCAUUGACAAUCCACAAAUCUUGAAUGUCACUACGGAUAGCAUUGACAAUCCACAAAACUUGAAUGUCACUACGGAUUAUACGUCAGUUCCCACAUCAAGGUCAUUCCCGCUGACUUUACGCUCUGAUUUAGGAUUGUCCAGGUCUACCUUCAGUGAACCCUGUGGCCUACAGAUCAAUGCCCACGACGCGGUCCGUGAACCCUGUGCCCUACAGAUCAAUGCCCAUGACGUUGCCCGUGAAUCAUGUGGUCUACAGAUCAAUGCCCACAACGCGGCCCAUGAACCCUGUGGUCCACAGAUCAAUGCCCACGACAUGGCCCGUAAAGCAAAUGCAGAGAAUAAACAAACACUUGAACAUUUAAGAGAAGAAACUGCUUCCAAAUCUCUUGUCGAGCGACAGAAGAUGGGUAACUGUCCGUUGUCCGACACCAAGGUCACAGAAACGUAUGGAGGCGACACUGCCAAACAGGUAGUGGGGACGAACAUCGAGGUGAGGAAACCGGAAGCAUCUGAUUCAAAGUGUGGAGAUCGCCGCUGUCCUGUGGCUCAGCGAAAUGAAUGCUGUCUCAAAAGCAAGCCACAUUCACCUGCGAGGUUUCUAGAAUGCUGUCUUGCAGCUGAAGAUGGUGCCAGAGUUUCGUUCACCUAUCCUUACCUCAAAAAUCAACCGGAAGUGUUUGUGUGUGGACAAGUUCCAGAUCAAAAUGCUGGCGACAGGCGGGGGCUUAGUGAAGGCUCAUCACUGCAGAUCCUCAACAAUGGGGCACAACCCUGCAGUUGCGCCAUGUCAACAGGUGGAGAUAAUAACCUAAACGUGGAUGGUUUACUCAGCUCAAAAAUCUGUCAUGGAAAGUACGGCGAUAUACGUGUGUCGGAUAGCGGUAUCCACUCGGAAGGAGACUGCUGUAGGAUAUGCCAGGAAGACGGCACCUAUGAGAAACUUAUCUCCCCUUGUUAUUGCUCAGGAACUGUGGGCUUUAUGCAUUUGUCUUGUCUUGAAACCUGGCUCGGCCUCAACGGUAGAACAGCGUGCGAACUCUGCUUAUUUCCUUUUCCUGUUGUCAAAAUCCAGCCCAGCAUUUGGCAGUUCUUUAAGCGACCGUUGGUCAAUAUGGAUUUCGCCAGCUUGCUGUGUGACAUAGCAUGUUUUUGUGUACUCACUCCCUUAUUGGUAGCCAGCACGUACCUGUGUAGCAUGGGUGUUAGCCAUUAUCAAGAGGUUGGUAAGACCGGCUCUGUCUUCGCCAUAGUCACCUUGAUGGUGUCGCUGAUAGCCGUGUACAUUUCGUGGGCCGUACUAGCCAUUCUGUACCACAGAAGGGUGUUCAUGACUUGGCGGGAGAGAACAGCUCGCAUUCGCAUGUGGACGGACAAGACUUCGUCCCCGGCGCCGACCAAGAUGCCAGACGUGAGCGAUGACUCGGUCAGUACAACCCAUUCGAGGAUGGGCUCUUUCGCAUCAAGGAGACUCUCGGGCACGUCUAUACUUCUGAAGCCCAUUCUGUGGUACUCGGGCAGUUUGCGCUCCCAGCGACUCACAUCCCGCACACCGUUUGAUCAGGACGUGAACUCAAAUCGCCAAAGAAACUCUCAAGGAGAGAGGAACGACGGCAUGAACAGAACAUUUGGGAAAACCCAAAGAGCAAGAUCCCGCCAGCCGUGCUCGUGCUGCUCCUCGCUGAGGCCGGAUCUCAAACUGUGUCCAUUUUUGUCGAAACCGACACUUCCGCCAUUGCCAUCUUGUCUAGAUGUACAUUCGCUAAAAUCGUCCCCUGAAAAUGGGGCACAGUGUUCAGUUAACAGCAAUCCGUAACAUCAUUAUGAAGCACAACUCUGUUCAAAUGUUCAUAGCGAAAUGCAAAUCAAUGAGAUUAUCUACCCUAUAAGCUGAACAGAAUAAUAUGUUAUUGGCCUAGAACAGAAUACAUAGAAUUAAUAUUUAAUUGACCUAUGAAUAUUUAUAAACAGCAAUUAACUACAUUUUAUACUUUCUUUCUUUUGAAGGACUCCAAGGGUUAAUGUCGUUUUUCAGUUUUGUUUAUUUUGAAAUGAGUAAAACAUUUAGGGAUACUAUUUUUUAUAGUAAACAAUUUCCUAUUGUUCUUGUAAAAUCUGAGUCCCUCCUUCCAAUGACGCUAUGCUGACGUCAGCAUCUGUGGCUUACAAAUUUCGGAUGCGAGUCUUCGUUAGCGUUUUACUACUGGUUUGUUGUCAUGGACACUUUUAUAUGGGGAAAGUAUCUAUUGGUUCAAACAAACACGGUAUGAACGGCUUUCGGGGUGGAAAGGGAAGACAAUCUUCUACUACUAAUUUUUAGUAUUGCCGGCUAGUAUCAGGCGUCCUUAAACAGAACAAAAUGUGUGUAAAUAUUACAGCGUAAUUUUUUUUUAAAGUUUGCGAGUCUAAAAGAAAAAAAGAAUUGGAAAAGCUCUCUUAAAAUAACGACACAACUUAAAAAUAUAAAGAAAUCUUCAACACUAUAAUUUCUGUUAUUAUAUUUCAGCAAUAGGAACUAUCUUUUGAAUUAGAAUUCAUUCUUAAAGGAUUAUAUAUUAGGGACAGAAGCUCUCUUUUGAGUUAGAAGUCAUUUUUAAAAGUAUUAGUAUUAUAUUUCAGGGAUAGAAAAUCUCUUUUGGGUUAGAUGUCAUUUUUUAAAAGUAAACUAAUUUAGAAUUUUUUUUGGGGGGAACCACAUGCCAUUUUAGAUGAGUAAUUUUUAAAAAAAACUUAACCGCAUCCAGUCAUUCCGGAGCCUUGGUUUGCUGACCACUGCUCCAUUUCGUUGACCAGCUGAGAAGGUGUUUAAUGUCACUUCUACUUCUCCGCUAACAAAUACAAUUAUACUUUUUCCUCCAAAGAUCAUGAUGUUGUUUUAUUUAAAACAAAAUUUUAAAUGGGAAGAUUGCUCAGGUCAGGGUCAAAUUUAGCUCCUCUCGC